AUGCCCCAUCGAAGGAAAUCAAUUGGCUUUAUUAGUUGCUUUAAUAAAGAUUGUAAAGCUAAUAGAAUUUACUGUCACUAAUGUCUAUAAUAAGGAGAUCAUGUAUCUCAUCCAAAAGAUUAAUACAGCAUAGAUUACUUAUAGAAUUAACUCUUUAAAAUUACACAUGAUUGUGAUAAGUUAAUAAAUGAAUUGAGUUUGAUGAUUAGGGAGAUUGUUACAUAAUCUGUUAGAUUAUUUUAAGGAUUUAAAACAAAAUAUUAAAUAUCUAUAGAGAGACUGAUGCAUUUAGAUUAAGAGCAAAUGAAUGAGGUUCUAUAAUAAAUAGUGAAAUAUGAUGAAAUUAAAAAUGAUAUUCUGAAGGAGGUCAAAGAUUGUUAAUAGAAUAUGGUCAACUUGUUGUAGGAAAAAAUUUUAGUACUCAAACUAUAAGAAUUUAAUCAAUGCGAGAUAACUAAAUGGGAAUAAUAAGAUGUCUAAAUAAUAAAUUAAAAAGACCAUCAAAUAAUUAAUGCAGAUCGUGAAAAUGAUAACUAUGAUGCAGUCAUAAAAUUAUUAGAUAACAAAUUAUUUAUUAAUUAGAAUUACUAAUAAUCAUUACUUAUAAAAGCGCUGUUUUUAAGAUUAAUUGGAAAUCACCAUGAUGCAAUAAUAUAAAUUGAUAAAGUUUUAUCUAUUGAUCCAAAAAAUAUAGAAGCACUAUGCGCUAAAGCUUACUGUUUAGCAAUGCUUGGAAAUUACAAUGACUCAAUAAUAUAUGCUGAUAAAGCUCUAUCAAACUAUUCAGGGCAUGUUGAAUCAUUAUUUGUAAAAGGUACAAAAUCUUAAAUUAAAAUUUUAGCUAAAGUUUUAGGAUUUCUUGAAAAAUACAAUAAGGCAAUUUAAUAUAUUGAUAAUGUUUCGUCUAUCAGUUCAAAGCAUGUUGAAUCCAUAUGUUUAAAAGCUUAUUAUUUAGGAAUACUUGGCGAUUACAAUAAUUCAAUCAAAUAAGCAGAAAAUGCAUUGUCUAUAUAUGCCGAGCAUGUGGAGUCAUUAUCUACAAAAUCUCGUAGUUUAAGAAUGCUUGAAAAGUACUAAGAAGCAAUCUAAUGGGCUGAUUAAGCUAUAUCUAUUAAUUCAAAGCACGUCGAAUCAAUAUGUUCAAAAGCAUAAAGUUUAAUAAUGCUUAGUUGUUAUGAUGAUGCACUAAUUUGGGUUGAGAAAACUUUGAUGAUAAAUCCAAAUCAUGUCAAAUCAUUAUUCAUAAAAUGUAUAAGGGUUUUUGAUAUUAAAGCUAAAUGUUUAUUGAAGCUUGAGAAAUACUAAGACGCAUUCUAACAGGUCGAGAAAGCUUUGAGUUUAAAUUCAUUGCAUAUUGAUUCAUUAAGUACAAAAGCAUGCAUUUUAAGAAUGCUUAAAGAUUAUUAAGAAGCAAUUUUAUGGGCUGAUUAAGCUCUUUUUCUUGAUUCAAAACAUAUUGAAUCAUUAUUUAUAAAAGGUUUAAAAUAACAUAAAUAUAAAUUAGCUCUAAGCUUAUUAAGGCUUGGAAAAUACAAUGAGGCAAUCAAAACUGCUGAUAAAAUUUUAUACUUAAACUCAAAGCAUAUUGAAUCAAUGUGUAUUAAAUCUGAGAGUUUAAUGCAUAUUUCGAAUUUCAAAAAGGCAAUUAAAUGGGCCGAUAAAGCUUUAUAUAUAAAUGAGAAUCAUAAAGAAUCACUGCUUUUAAAAGGUAUACUGUAAGUGAUAAAUGCAUUAGCUUAGAGUUUAGGAUUACUUGGAAAUUAUAAUGAUGCUCUUAAAUGGGUAGGUAAAGCUUUAUCAAUAAGUCCAAAUGAUUUAGAUUCGUUAUAUUUAAAAGGCAUUUUCUUUUUAACUUAUUUAGGUAAUUCAUUAAGAUUUUUGGGUUAAUUUAAUGAAGCUCUUCAAGCUUUUGACUAAGCUUUAUAGAUUUAACCAAAUGAUGAAGCAUUUUUACGCAGCAAAGGGUAUAGUUUACAGAAAUUAUAAAAGGAUGAGUAGGCUAUAUUUUAUUUCGUUUAAGCAAUUUAGCAUGUUCCAAAUAGUGAAAGUGUUUAUAGUAAAGAAGACACUUUAAAUAAAAGGAGGAAUUGA
Molecule: messenger RNA, 2091 nt
Organism: Paramecium tetraurelia
Lineage: Eukaryota; Ciliophora; Oligohymenophorea; Peniculida; Parameciidae
Exons: 10
Molecular function (GO): protein binding
Source: RefSeq, a predicted model, not a curated record